UAAGCUCCAAUCCACUGCAUUCCUUUGCCGCUGCGCGCCUUGCUUCGAACCUACUUGAGCGCUGCCUCACCUCACUCACUCACCAAGCGCCCAGCGAGCUUGCGGUUCUUCACACGCACGCUUCCCCCCAUAUAUACCCGACCAUAUAUACCCACCAGGCAACGAUCCAUCGGGAGGAAGCAACCGGCGGUCGACCAUACCGAUCGCCCUUACAUACAUCGACGUUGCCUGGCUCGUCGGAGUAGCUAGCUACGAGGCCAGCAGCUGCCGCCAGAGAGAGGAGCCUGCAAUGGGACGUCCGUCGUCCGGCGGCGUGGGGCAGCCCAAGCUCCGCAAGGGGCUGUGGUCGCCUGAGGAAGACGAGAAGCUCUACAACCACAUCCUCCGUUACGGCGUGGGCUGCUGGAGCUCCGUCCCCAGGCUCGCCGGGCUGCACCGCUGCGGCAAGAGCUGCCGCCUCCGCUGGCUCAACUACCUCCGCCCCGACCUCAAGCGCGGCACCUUCUCGCAGGAGGAGGAGGACCACAUCGUCGCGCUCCACCAGAUCCUCGGCAACAGGUGGUCACAGAUCGCGUCGCACCUGCCGGGCCGGACGGACAACGAGAUCAAGAACUUCUGGAACAGCUGCAUCAAGAAGAAGCUCCGGCAACAAGGCAUCGACCCCGCCACGCACAAGCCCAUGGCCUCCGGCGCAGUCACGGCGGCAUUGCCGGACGUGGAAGUGGAAGACCGUAAGCCCCUUGCCGCGGCCGCCGACGGCAGCCUCGCUCUGAAGCAGUCGGCGGAGUUCGACCCGUUCCCGGUGUGCGCCGACUACGGCGGCGGGUUCGCCGGCGACCUUGGUGCCGCGAACGCGGCCGCACUGUACGUCCAGUUCGGCGACUGCAAGGACGGCGCGGACGACGAUGCCGGGUUCGGCGCCGCCGACUACAGCUGCGUGCUGGACGUGUCGGAGAACCUGGGCUACGGGGAGAGCUCAAGCAACAGCAGCAACUGGAACUACGGCGGCGAGGUGGGCAGCGUGCUCGACGGCGAGGUGCUGCACUGGGCCAAGGCGGAGAUGGAGCAGCAGCACGACGAGCCGUUGGAGCACAAGUUCUCGUUACCCUGCCAAGAACAGAGCCUCGCAAAUUUCGAGUUCAAUUUGGAACAAUAUUUUUGAUCUUCUCUUUCUUUCUUUUUUAUUUAAAAAACAUUUCCCUACUCUCUCCCUCUUUUUUAAGAGAAACGUUAGUGCCACUUUCAGGCACCAAUUCCAGGUUUAUUAUAUUAUAGGUGAUACAGAACAAGGAUGGACCCUUCGAGGUAAUUUCUAGGCCCUUCGAGAUACAGAACAAGGAUGGUGCGCGUUGCGGCAACAUCCAUUUCUCCGACUGAACUAUAGAAAUUUGUACAAAUA
This is a messenger RNA of Aegilops tauschii subsp. strangulata, 1399 nucleotides long. RefSeq names its product myb-related protein Hv33. The record is from RefSeq and is a predicted model, not a curated record. NCBI's taxonomy places the organism in Eukaryota, Viridiplantae, Streptophyta, Magnoliopsida, Poales, Poaceae.